Phoenix dactylifera (date palm) is the source of this 3459-nucleotide messenger RNA. NCBI's taxonomy places the organism in Eukaryota, Viridiplantae, Streptophyta, Magnoliopsida, Arecales, Arecaceae. The record is from RefSeq and is a predicted model, not a curated record.
CCAAAAUUUGCGCCACCUCAACAUUAUAUCCCGCGGGUGCGAAAAAUAUGCGAGAACGAAGCGCAGAACCCCCGAAAUCACGCAAAGGAAAAAGCAGCAGCAGAAAUGGUCUCGAGGAAAGAAGAAGAGGACGAGGAAGAAAAAGAAGAAGUAGCCGAGAUUUCCUCCGAGUCUAAUCAGAAGGACGAGAAAAACGAGGACUACAACGAAGACGAUGGAGAAGAAGAAGAAGCCGAUCGAGACGAAGACGAUGAGGAAAGCGAGAAAGAAGAGCGUUCUUCCGAAUCCCCACCUUCCGAUCAAGAGCGGAAGUCCCAGAACGUCGCCGCUCUCGUCAGAGGAAACCUUCUUGUAAGAAGACAACCACUUAUUCCACGAAUACUGUCUGUUUCUGAUGGAGCAGCAGUGGCUAGAAAGCCAUUUAAGCCACCAUGCCCAAAGGGAUAUAAAGAUCAUAAUGAAGAGCUCACUCGCCGCCUUUGGGCACAAAGGUUUGUUCCAUGGGGUUCCUUGAGGCCAUCUUUGGUUGCUAUAAGCAACCUUCUACAUACCCCUAGUGUUACGAAUGAUGAUCCUUCAGAAAAAGAAUCAGUUCUGCCACCUGGGAUUGAGCCUUUAGUUUUAUGGCAAUCUGGAGGAUCAGAUGAGGGAAAUUAGCAAUUUUUGUGCCAGAUUGAAGUAGAUCCACUACUUGUUCGUUAUCUUCGACCUCAUCAAAGAGAAAGGGUUCAAUUUAUGUUUGACUGUGUUUCUGGGUUAUCCAGUUCUGAUGGUACUGGAUGCAUUCUAGCAGAUGAUAUGGGAUUGGGUAAGACUCUACAGUCAAUUGCUGUGCUGUAUACCCUCCUCCGCCAGGGCUUUGAUGGUAAGCCAAUGGUUAAGAGGGUUAUGAUUGUAACUCCUACAAGCCUUGUUAGUAACUGGGAAUCUGAAAUUAAUAAGUGGAUUAGUGGAAAAGUUCAGCUACUUGCUCUAUGUGAAAGCACAAGGGCAGAUGUCCUGUCUGGGAUUGAAAGUUUCCUAAAACCCUGCAGUCCUUUUCAGGUGCUCAUCAUAUCUUAUGAGACAUUUCGAAUGCAUUCAGCAAAAUUUGAAAAGAGCGGAAGCUGUGACCUUCUCAUAUGUGAUGAAGCUCACAGGCUGAAGAAUGAUCAAACAUUAACAAAUCGAGCACUGGCUGCUCUUCCUUGUAAACAGCGUAUCUUAUUGUCUGGAACCCCUAUGCAGAAUGAUCUGGAGGAAUUUUUUGCUAUGGUGAAUUUCACGAAUCCUGGAGUUUUAGGGGAUGCAGCAUAUUUCCGUAGAUACUAUGAAACACCAAUCAUUUGUGGAAGAGAGCCUAUGGCGACCAUAGAAGAAAAGAAGUUGGGUGCUGAGAGGUCUGCAGAGCUAAGUUUAAAAGUAAAUCAGUUUAUAUUGAGAAGGACAAAUACAUUGUUUUCUGACUAUCUUAGUUUCAUUCCAUUUAAAAUAGUGGAAGUGGUUUGUUGCAAAUUGACCCCUCUGCAACUUGAAUUGUAUAACCAUUUCGUGCAAUCCAAAAAUGUGAAGCGUGUCAUAGCUGAAGAGACAAAGCAAUCCAAAAUUUUAGCAUACAUUACUGCUCUUAAAAAGCUAUGCAACCAUCCAAAGCUCAUUUAUGACACUAUUAAAACUGGAAGUUCAGGAACAUCAGGUUUUGAUGAUUGCAUGCGCUUUUUUCCCUCCGAGCUAUUUUCUGGGAGAUCUGGAUCUUGGACUGGUGGUGGUGAUUGGGUAGAACUGUCAGGGAAAAUGCAUGUCUUAGCUCGAUUACUGGGCCCCCGACAGAAAACUGAUGACCGAAUCGUUCUUGUAUCAAAUUACACUCAGACAUUGGAUCUUUUUGCUCAAUUGUGCCGGGAAAGAAGGUAUCCAUAUCUGAGGCUUGAUGGGACUACAUCGAUCAAUAAAAGGCAAAAGUUGGUCAACCGUUUCAAUGAUCCAUCUAAAGAUGAAUUUGUAUUUCUCCUAAGUAGCAAGGCUGGUGGUUGUGGACUUAAUCUGAUUGGUGGAAAUCGCUUGGUCCUCUUUGAUCCUGACUGGAACCCUGCCAAUGACAAGCAGGCUGCAGCAAGAGUCUGGAGGGAUGGUCAGAAGAAGCGAGUGUACAUAUAUAGGUUCUUAAGCACUGGAACCAUUGAAGAAAAGGUGUACCAGCGUCAAAUGUCAAAAGAGGGCCUUCAAAAAGUUAUUCAGCAGGGACAAAUAGAUAAUCAGAUGCAACAAGGUAAUUUUCUUUCAACAGAAAACUUGCGUGAUCUAUUCACUUUUCAUGAAAAUGUCAGGUCCGAGAUUCAUGAAAGCAUGAAUUGCACCCGUUGCAAAACAGAUAAUCUAAUGUCAGUGGAUACCGAUGGUAAUGAGAUAGAGCCUAAUGAUGAUAAAUAUUCAACUGAGGAAGGCUAUCAAGCCAAUCAAGUGGUUGAUGAUAUUGGCAGAUUUGCUGAAAUUGCUGGAUGCCUGCACAAAUUAAAAGGCUCGGAGAAACAGCUUGGUGCCCCAUCUGAAGAGGAUCUUGGAAGUUGGGGUCAUCAUUGUGACCCAAUGACAGUGCCCGAUGCAAUUCUUCAAUCUUCAGCUGGUGAUGAGAUCACUUUUGUUUUCACAAAUCAAGUUGAUGGGAAACUUGUACCAGUUGAUUCGGCAGUAAAACCAACCACUCAACAGUUGAAUGAACCAAAAGACUCCAAGCAAAAAGAUGAGAAAGCCCUAUGCUCGUCUCAGCAACUUAGAUCGCAACCUUCAACAUCUAAUGAAAACUGUGACAGGAAUAGUCCUAUGUUAAGCACACUCUUUUUGAAGAGACCUGCUAAGUUGAUGAGGGUACCACCAAAUAGUAUGCCUGCACUGAAGCAACCCAACACUUCUUGGGGUGGUCAAUCAUCCCUUAAAAGGAUUUGUGUUGCUUCUGAUACAUCUGAUGAUGAUUUUUUGUGAAUCUCCCUGUUGUCAAAUCAUUAUUCAUUUUACUUGAGGGAUUUCCAUUUCAUUCAUGGAGUUUCACAGAGAGAGAGAGAGAGAGAGAGAGAGACUUGUUUUCAGAUCACCAUUCCAUUAAGUACAUAGUUCAUGGGCCUAACUUUCUAUCUGCUGGCUGUUAUCUGUCUGGAACCUAUUUUUUUGUCGAGAAUAUGGUCGAUGAGCAAAGUUGCCAAGGUGAAUCAGCAUGUCUGAUAUUACUUCCCUUUACAUUAGAAUGCACAUAUUAACCCAAGAAGAAUUGGGCAGUUAACCAAAUUGUCUAAUGUAACCAAACUGAAGUUGGAGUAUGGACUUUUCCUGGCGAUGAAGGAUACAUCUCUAAGCCGCAUGUUAAGGUAUCAAAGAAGAAGAUGCCUUCUUUUUUGUAUUCUUUCUCCUCAUAUGUAAUAUCUUUCUUUUUUUUUUCCCGUAUGUAAUAUCAAGAAUGCUCAAUAAACUUGUUAUAUUCCUUUAAAA